Coffea eugenioides is the source of this 624-nucleotide messenger RNA. RefSeq names its product LIM domain-containing protein WLIM2b-like. Lineage: Eukaryota; Viridiplantae; Streptophyta; Magnoliopsida; Gentianales; Rubiaceae. The record is from RefSeq and is a predicted model, not a curated record. Gene Ontology annotation, cellular component: actin cytoskeleton; plasma membrane. Gene Ontology annotation, molecular function: actin filament binding. Gene Ontology annotation, biological process: actin filament bundle assembly. The coding region runs from base 1 to 624 and encodes 207 amino acids. The transcript is spliced from 5 exons.
AUGUCGUCUUUCAGCGGCACGCAGCAGAAAUGUAAGGCCUGUGACAAAACUGUUCAUUUUGCGGAGAUGAUGUCAGCUGAUGGAGUUCCUUAUCAUAAUACUUGCUUUAGAUGCACCCAUUGCAAUGGACGACUCACGAUGAGCAACUAUUCUAAAUCCCCACUGGAUGGAUCCUUGUAUUGCAAGCCUCAUUUCGAGCAGCUCCUUCGGGAGAACGGAGGGUUUGCUAACAAACUUGCUACCUCGGGGAAGCCAAAUGGACUGAGCAGGGCUCCAAGUAAAGUAUCAACUUUGUUCUCUGGUACCCAAGAAAAAUGCAACGUCUGCAAGAAAACAGUUUAUCCUUUGGAAAAGGUGACGGUGGAAGGAGAAUUUUACCACAAAUCAUGCUUCAGGUGCGCUCACGGAGGCUGCUUUCUUAACCCCUCAUCUUAUGCUGCUCUAGAUGGGAUUCUCUAUUGCAAGCCCCACUUCUCUCAAUUGUUUAAGCAGAAGGGUUGCUACAAUCAUCUCACCAAGACAACUUCGUUGAAGAAAAGUGGUUCAGAAGAAGGAGCUGCGCUAGCAAAGGAACAAGAAUCCAGCGCUGAACCAAAAGAAGAAGAAGCAGAAAACGCCCAAUAA